Aureobasidium musti is the source of this 1578-nucleotide messenger RNA. The record is from the annotation of a GenBank genome assembly. NCBI's taxonomy places the organism in Eukaryota, Fungi, Ascomycota, Dothideomycetes, Dothideales, Saccotheciaceae.
AUGCCGGAGAACAAGCACACGAUCAGAACAGAGACUCGAGCAGAAGAGCCUGUAGUCCAACCAGCCAUUGAACAGGUCCCAGAACCUUACGAGGAUGCUCAAGGAGUGGAUUUAGAGAAAGGCAACCAGAAGAACGCCAACCUAGAUCUUGUACAUAUCCAAAGCCACGCCUCCGCACACGACAUACCCCACAUACCUUACCGUGAAUCUGGAGACGAAAUCUACGACAAGUUCACGCAUACCAAGAAGAUAUGUAUAGUAUCAGUCUUGUCUUUCUGUUCCUUCCUGGCUCCUAUGGCAUCGACUACAGUACUUGCUGCUGUGCCUGAAGUGGCGGCAACAUAUAACACUACUGGUACUCUUAUCAAUGCCAGCAAUGCAUUGUAUAUGCUGUUUAUGGGGUUGUCUCCAAUGUUUUGGGGUCCUAUAGGUCAGGUAUACGGAAGAAGAUGGACACAAUUGUUAAGCGCCAUCUUCUUUGCUGGUUUUUCUAUUGGUACUGCAUUGGCUCCCAACUUGGCUUCGUUCUUCAUCUUUCGCAUCUUGACUGCCUUCCAAGGCACUUCUUUCCUUAUCAUUGGCAGUUCUUGUAUUGGCGAUAUCUAUCGUCCAACAGAGCGUGCAACUGCAUUGAGUUGGUUCUUCUCUGGAACUCUCAUUGGACCAGCUAUGGGUCCGCUGCUAGGCGGUAUAAUUGUAACUUACAAAACCUGGAGAGAUAUAUUCUGGCUACAAACUGGCCUAGCCGUCUUCGCCACGGUACUAUGCUGCUUCUUCCUCCCUGAAACAAUCCACUACAAGAAAUCCGUCGAGCUUGAAGGUCUUAAGAAGAGUGAGAAGGCCAAGAAGCUCUGGUCAUGGACCAACCCUCUGCGCGUCAUCAGACUAUACAGAUACCCUAAUCUGCUGUUCGUUGGACUGGCGUCAAGCAGUCUUGUGUUCAACAUGUACAGUCUUCUAACUCCGAUUCGAUAUGUUAUCAAUCCUCGCUUCCAUCUCACAUCGCCAAUUCAGUCUGGACUCUUCUAUAUUGCUCCUGGAUGUGGUUACCUAGCAGGAACUUUCUUCGGAGGCCGCUGGGCAGAUCGAACCGUACGAAAAUGGAUUGAGAAGCGCAACGGUGAACGCGUACCCGAAGACCGAUUGCGAUCUUGUCUUGUUUUUAUGGGCGUUAUCAUCCCUGGAUGUAUGCUGAUCUACGGAUGGUCAAUCGAGAAGGACAAGGGUGGCAUACCUCUCCCAGUCAUUGUCAUGUUCAUCCAGGGCGUGGCACAACUCUUCUGUUUCCCCUCGCUCAAUACUUACUGCCUGGAUGUGAUGCAGAAGCGAUCUUCGGAAGUGGUUGCUGGCAACUAUAUGCUACGCUAUGUGUUUGCUGCUACCGGAACGGCAGCUUGUCUACCAGCGGUUGAGGCGAUCGGAGUUGGAUGGUUCAGCACGAUCAGUGCGGGAUUCUUGUGUACUUCAGCAGUCUUGACUUGGACAGUCACGAUCUGGGGACGUGGAUGGAGAGAAGCCAUACUUCGCGAGAAGGAAGAGAAGAAGGCGCGGAAGCAGGAGAAGAGAGGCAGUACAUGA